AUGAGGCGCUUGAAUCUGGAGCUGAAGUUGGCGCCGAUCCUGUUGCUUCUUAUAUGUGCUACCAUCACAACUAAGGCAUUUGCUACUGAAGAUGGUUAUAAGAAGUGUGAACUUACUGUCAAGAAGUGGGCAUUCUCUUCCCAUGAUUCUGAAAUUAAAGAUGACAAACAUGCAUUGCGCGACUUGCUUUUUUUCCUUCAUGUACCUCGGACAGGAGGGCGAACUUAUUUCCAUUGUUUCUUGAAGAAGUUAUAUGCAAAUGCCCAAGAAUGUCCUCGCUCUUAUGAUAAGUUAAGGUUUAAUCCAAGAAAAUCAAACUGCCGGUUAUUAAGUACACAUGAUGACUAUAGCAUGAUGGUCAAACUUCCCAAGGAGCAAACUUCAGUGGUUACAAUACUUAGAAACCCUAUUGACCGUGUCUUUAGCACUUACGAAUUUUCAGUGGAGGUAGCAGCUAGGUUUUUGAUACACCGUGAUUUAAUAUCUCUAUCAAGAAUGGCGAAACGUGCACGUAUGAAGGCAGGUGGAGUAAGCACACUGGAUAUCUGGCCAUGGAAAUAUUUGGUCCCUUGGAUGAGAGAAGAUCUAUUUGCUCGAAGGGAUGAUAGAAUUAGCAAAGGCCAAUCUUAUAUCACAAGUAAUGACUCAUACGAUAUGGAAGAAAUUUUGAUGCCUCUACGUGAUUAUAUUAAUGAUCCUAUUGCUCGAGACAUCAUCCACAAUGGGGCCACGUUCCAGAUUGCAGGACUUACAAACAACUCUUAUAUAGCCGAAUCACAUGAAGUGCGCCAUUGUGUACUAAAGUAUCAGAGUCUUGGUCAAUAUGUGCUUGAAGUUGUGAAGAAGAGAUUGGAUAGUAUGUUGUAUGUCGGACUUACUGAGAAUCAUAGAGAGUCAGCCACUUUGUUCGCAAAUUUAGUUGGUGCGCAGGUGGUAGCUCAGUUGACAAAAUCAAGCUCCAGUUCAGAUUCUGCCAUUGAUAAUGGUUCAGAACAGAAAUCCUUGCUUCCGAAUUCCACGUCCGAUGCAAAUCAUCAAGAAAACAACGCUUACAGAAAGCUAAAGAAAGUAUCAUCAGCUAGUAAGGAUGAAGCAGCAAAUAUUAAUAUGGAUGCUGGAAAACUUAUGGAAGCAUAUGAGUCCUGCAUUUCAAGCUUACGGAGCUCCCAAUCAGAGCGACGCGCAAAAUCUUUGAAAAGAAUUUCUCCUGCAAACUUUACGAAAGAGGCUCGUCGUAAGGUACCGGAACUGCUUCUCCAGGAAAUUACAUCACUGAACAGCCUAGAUAUGCAACUGUAUAGUUAUGCUCAGGACAUCUUUGCGAAGCAACAGGCUGAAUACCACGUCUUAUAA
Molecule: messenger RNA, 1353 nt
Organism: Fraxinus pennsylvanica
Lineage: Eukaryota; Viridiplantae; Streptophyta; Magnoliopsida; Lamiales; Oleaceae
Source: the annotation of a GenBank genome assembly